Messenger RNA from Paramecium primaurelia, 602 nucleotides. The record is from the annotation of a GenBank genome assembly. Lineage: Eukaryota; Ciliophora; Oligohymenophorea; Peniculida; Parameciidae.
AUGAACAAUAGUUCUUUAUGCAUUUUAUGUUUUUAAGCAUCUAAUAUAAAGAAUACAGAUCUUCCUGUUUGUUAAUCAUGUUUAAAUUAAUAAGCAUAAAAUUUAGAACAUUUUGAAGAUGAAAUUGAUAAAAUACAUUAAUAAGUAAAAUGAUAUAAUUAUAUAAGGAUUAAAUAAAAUAAGAUGAAUCUUCAUCAAUUAGUGAAAUAGUACCAAAUAAAUUAUAUUUAGGGAAUUAUAUUGCUGCAAAAAAUAAAAAGUUAUUAUAAAAAUAUAAAAUAACUGAUAUUCUUAUAUGUGGAGAUUUUCUUAAAUAGAAAUUCCCUUAAGAUUUUAAAUAUCAUUAAAUUAUGAUAUAAGAUUCAUUAAAUCAAUCUAUUAUUGAAUAUCUUGAUGAAACAUUUAAUUUUAUUGAUUAAGCAUAAAAUGUAUUUGUUCAUUGUGCAGCUGGAAUUAAUAGAUCUCCAGCAAUUGUAUGUGCUUAUUUAAUGAAAAAAAAUAAAUGGAAUUAUGAUAAAGCUUUUGAAUUUGUUAAAGAAAGAAGAUCUAUUAUUAAUAAAUAAACGAAUUUUGCAAAUCAAUUAAAUUUAUAUUAAUAUUGA